Molecule: messenger RNA, 1125 nt
Organism: Abrus precatorius (Indian licorice)
Lineage: Eukaryota; Viridiplantae; Streptophyta; Magnoliopsida; Fabales; Fabaceae
Product: DNA damage-repair/toleration protein DRT100-like
Exons: 1
Coding region: 1-1125 (374 amino acids)
Molecular function (GO): protein binding
Source: RefSeq, a predicted model, not a curated record
AUGGGUGGUGCUAGCUUCGUCUUGGCAAUGGCAUUAGUAAUCCUAAUGGCUCUAACAUCCUCACGAGUAGAGUCAUGUCCUCCCUCCGAAUGGGCAUCACUCAUGGCCUUUAAGGCAGCACUUAAAGAGCCCCAUUUAGGAAUCUUCCAUUCAUGGAGUGGUACUAACUGCUGCUACCACUGGUACGGCAUCACCUGCGACCCCACCACUGGCCGCGUCGCCGAAAUCACCCUACGCGCCCUCACCGUCACCGACGACCACCGCUACAACCGCCGCACCGGAACACCCUACAUGAGCGGCCACAUUUCUCCCUCAAUAUGCAACCUCACUCAACUCUCCAGCAUCACAAUCUCCGAUUGGAAGGGCAUUUCCGGAAACAUCCCUCGCUGCAUCACAACGCUCCGUUUUCUUCAAAUCAUUGACCUCUCCGGGAACCUCAUCUCCGGCAAAAUUCCGUGGGAUAUAGGGCGCCUCACCCAACUUACGCUGCUCAACCUCGCAGACAAUCACAUCUCUGGGAGGAUUCCGAGGACGUUGGUGAACCUAACCAACCUCAUGCAAUUGGACCUUCGCAAUAACGCCAUCGAGGGCCCAAUUCCUUGGGAUUUGGGCCGGCUCAAGAGACUGAACCGGGCCUUGCUGAGUCAUAACCGGAUCACUGGCCGAAUCCCACGGUCCAUUUCUGAAAUUUACGGGUUGGCGGAUCUGGACUUGGCUCUAAAUCGGUUGUCCGGUUCGAUUCCAUUUUCUUUGGGCCGAAUGAAGGUUCUGGACUCGCUGAAUCUGAAGUAUAACAACCUAACAGAGAAGAUUCCGUGGACUCUAUUGGGCUCCAGAAUAAGCCAUUUGGAUUUGAGUUGGAACUGGUUGAGUGGGCCCAUUCCCAAUGUGUUUGGAGGAAAAUCGUAUUUUAUAAGCCUUGAUUUGUCGCAUAAUAAUUUGACAGGUUCAGUAGCUAAAUCUAUGGUGCAUGCUACCUAUAUCGGACAUUUGGACUUGAGUCAUAACCGUCUCUGUGGCCCCAUUCCACGUGGUGCACCGUUCAACCAUCUUCCCCUGAGUUCAUUGGAUCAUAAUCUGUGCCUUUGUGGAAAACCGCUUAAUCCCUGCACUCAUAUCCCAUGA